Messenger RNA from Paramuricea clavata, 9485 nucleotides. NCBI's taxonomy places the organism in Eukaryota, Metazoa, Cnidaria, Anthozoa, Malacalcyonacea, Plexauridae. The record is from the annotation of a GenBank genome assembly.
AUGGCGUAUCGGAAUCUCGCAAACGACAUCGCUGAUAUGGUGAACGAACAAAAUGAAGCUUAUGUAGCUGUAGCAGGCAGUUCCAAUCUGCCAGAAAAUCCAUCAUCAGUUCCAGACAACAGUGGCAUACGUCCUAAUUCGUCGAAUAGCCAUGGGAAUAAUCAGGCGAAUAAUGAGGCGAAUUCCAACAAUGCUGAGGACGUAGAGAGGCUUGAUGGUCAUGAUGAAAUAUUUGAUCCAGCAGUGAGUGCGGAUUAUGAAUGUCCCAUAUGUAUGAUGGUAUUACGUAAUCCAGUCCAAACAACAUGUGGACAUCGCUUCUGCAGAGGAUGUAUCACGAGACAUGUGGCGUAAGUUUUAGACUACUUUCAUAUGAGAACAGACGAAUCGGGAGCCGUAUAUUAUACAGGUAUCUUAUUGGAUUCUUCUGAGCCCAGUAUGGCAAAAUAUUAAGUCGAGACUUCAAUAUUGGGCGAGACCGAAGGUCGAGCCUAAUAUUGAAGUCGAGUUUUAAGAGUUUUAUUAUAUCGAACAAAACAAUUCUAUAACAAAAUUUGUCAAUAAGCGAUAAAGUAAUACAGCGAGAAUAAUACAGCGACAACAUUAUUAAAUAUAUCGGCGGCGAAUUUUUAAAUAACUAUAAACAAAAAGUUAAUAAACUUGUUUUUACAAAUAUGUGUGUAUAAAUAAACUCAAUUCCAUGUAUGUUUAAAGGAAAUUUGACCUGAUUUUAACGAAAAAAAUAAUAUUACUAACCUCGAGGCUGUUGCAAACAAAAUGAAUUUCGCGAAGACAAGUUUUCCCGCGCUUUUAUAAUUUUAAACAAAACUGGUAGAAAAAAAAAACUGUAUUAAUGUCCCAAAUUCUUUACAUUAUUCUGCCAUAUCGCUUGUCGUAUGUUUAAAGUGCCUAUGCAACGAAUUUUUCACCUCAUUUUUUAUUGUUUUUCUAAAAAGUACUGCUGGAGUGAUGAAGAAUGACGUUUACAGUUUCGUCAUAUCUCAUCUCAAUCUCAAGUUAUCACACUUUCUAUAUUUUGAGUUGUGACGUCACACGUAUGAGUUGAGAUAAUGGCAAUAACAAGAAAGUAUGAUACCUUGGUGAGUAUUUAAUAAAAUUCAAUGAAACUUGGUACACUUAGUGGGUGCACUCAUAUGAAUAUUUUGGGUAGGUCAUGUGGUUGUCAUGGCAACACACUAGUCCCCAGUCUCUUCUCUUCCUUUCACAACUUUCCUCCCGUAGACCUCUUGCAGAGGAUGUUUACAUGUUAUAACUGUAGAAACUGAUCACAAUACCUACACGUAUUAUAGUAAUAAGCGAAAAUUGUAGAAAUUGCUAUUUAUUUCGUUGAAAACGGAUCAUAUAGAAAUUGGAAGAGAAGGGACUGGGGACGAGUGUGUUGCCAUAACAACCAUAUAAACAAGUCAAAUUGUUGACUUUGUUGCACCCACUAAGUGUACCAAGUUUCAUUAAAUUGUAUCAAAUACUCACCAAGAUAUCAUACUUUCUUGUUAUUGCCAUUAUCUCAACUCAUAUUUGUGACGUCACAACUCAAAAUAUACAAAGUACGAUAACUUGAGAAUGAGAUGAGAUAUGACGAAACUGUAAACGUCAUUCUUCAUCACUCCAGCAGUACUUUUUAGAAAAACAAUAAAAAAUGAGGUGAAAAUUUCGUUGCAUAGGCACUUUAAAAUGGACAAAACAUCUGAAAAGGGUUGAAAAACCAUGAAAAAGGCCACGAUUCGCAACUAUAUCCAAUAGGUUCCAGUCCAAUAUCGUAAAAUAUUGGAUCGGCACGUGACCCUCUCAACGAUUAUACUGAUUGGUUAAGUGCGCGUGAGUGUAUAAUAAAAGUCAUUUGUCCGGUUCACACGGUGUUUUCUCAACUAGUAUCCGUUUGGAUUCGUGUGAACAGAACCUUAGAUUGCAAUGUCCAAACGAAGUUUAGUAUCUCUUUAUAUUCCCUGCGUGAGUUUGUUAGUCUGCUAGUUUGUUCGGAAUCAUAAGCCUUGGUACUUAUUCAAUCUGCGCAUGCUCCAGGGCACUGCAGUGCAGCAUUAUGUCUGGUUGUUUGUUCGUGUUUCUAUCAACGGGUCUCUUCAAUUUAAAGGCAUGUCACUUGCACUGAAGUCCAACGUAUUAUUUUGGCAAUGCCAAAAAAUAAAUCACCAGGCCCCGACAAGAUACACAUGCGUAUCAUUAGAGACUGUUUGCCAGUUAUCUUGGGCCCUCUUACGCACAUUAUAAACUCUUCCGUGCUGACAGGCGUGUUCCCUAACGAAUGGAAAUUAUUAGAAGUAACACCGCUACAUAAAGAUGGUGAUAACGAAGUUGCCUCGAAUAACUGACCAAUCUCACUCUUAGAAAUAAUGUCAAACGUUUGUGAGAGAGUCGCUCUACAUCAGUUCAGCUCAUAUUUAACAACAAACCAUCGUUUAUCACCUCAUCAAAGCGGAAACAGGAAAGCCCACUCCACUGAGACUCUAAACAUUCUCGUAAGUGACACAAUGUUGGAAGCAAUCGAUAAAAAGAACGUAACAGCAGUAGUUUUAUUAGACAUGUCAAAAGCCUUUGACAGCCUAAGCCAUCCAAUUCUCCUUCUUAAAUUGAAAUGUGUCGGCGCUUCCUCGCAAGCUGUCGGAUGGUUUAAGAGCUAUUUGUCAGGUAGAAGACAAUAUGUACGUAUUGGAUCCACAGUGUCAUCCGUCCUUCCACUGUCUCAUGGCGUGCCACAGGGCACCAUCCUAUCACCAUUAUUGUUUUGUAUUUAUACAAAUGACAUUCCAGCGAUCCCACUAUCAAGAAAUAUCGACUCCUACGUCGACGACUCAAAACUUUUUUUGACGUUCAGUAUGAAAGACAAAAAACAAACAAUUGUCAAGUUGGAAAACGAUCUUCGCAGUGUAGCCAAAUGGUGUUUUGAACAUCAAUUGUUGAUUAACCCAAACAAAACUAAAUUCCUCCUUAUCGGUUCAAGACCCAUGUUACAGAACCUACCUACAAAUAUAUAUUUAAAUUUCUUGAAACAGACUAUGAACCCUGUAACGUCUGCCAAAGAUCUAGGAACUACAUUUAACUCAAUUUUAUCAUAUAAUGAGCACAUUUCUAAUUUAAUCAUCUUCAAACUUCAUCAUGUAUAAAAAUUGUGCCAAAUAAACCGAGUGAAGAACAGCUUUGAUGUUAAAACUUUGCAAUCAAUUGUCGAGAUGUUGGUGAUUAACAAAUUGACAUACGGUUCCACGAUUUGGUCAAAUACGUCGGCUAAGAACAUCGUGACUUGUUUUCACUGCUGCAGUUAAAUCGUCUUUUAAGUUAAGAUUAUGAGAAAACAUUUCUUUUACAAUAUUUUUAAGCUGUAUUUUUUCACUUUUAAGUGGCCGAUUAGGCCGAAUACAUGAGCAUUUAAAAUUCCGAAAUAUCACCAACUCGACCCGACUUGACCUCGUAGCUCAGUUGGCAGAGCAUUGGACUAGUAUCCCAAAGGUCGCGGAUUCGAUUCCAACCGUGGUCAAGCAAACUUAUCAGCUUGCCCGCGGUGUGGAUGCACACUCAGAGUAACAUCACAAACAUCAUAUUCACCUGAGUACAUAACACCAACAUAUCUUAGAAUACACUGAUAUCGGAGGAACUAGACUCAGUUCCGAAAAAUCACCAACUCGAACCGACUUGACCUCGUAGCUCAGUUGGCAGAGCAUUGGACUAGUAUCCCAAAGGUCGCGGAUUCGAUUCCAACCGUGGUCAAGCAAACUUAUCAGCUUGCCCGCGGUGUGGAUGCACACUCAGAGUAACAUCACAAACAUCAUAUUCACCUGAGUACAUAACACCAACAUAUCUUAGAAUACACUGAUAUCGGAGGAACUAGACUCAGUUCCGAAAAAUCACCAACUCGAACCGACUUGACCUCGUAGCUCAGUUGGCAGAGCAUUGGACUAGUAUCCCAAAGGUCGCGGGUUCGAUUCCCAGCGUGGUCAGGCAAACUUUUCAGUUGGCAGAGCAUUGGGCUAUAGUAUCAGUUGGCAGAGCUCAGUUGGCAGAGCAUUGGACUACUAGUGGACAAGUAAGCUCAGUUGGAAGAGCAUUGGAUUAGUAUCCCAAAGGUCGCGGGUUCGAUUCCCACCGUGGUCAGGCAAACGUUUCAGUUUACAGAGCGUUUUGCUAGUAUCAGUUGGCAGAGCUCAGUUGGCAGAGCAUUGGACUAGUAUCCCAAAUGUCGCGGGUUCGAUUCCAACCGUGGUCAGGCAAACUUUUCAGCUUGCCCGGUGUCAAAGUAACAUCACAAACAUAAAAAAUAUAGCUUGCUCGGUGUAAGUUUUAUACAUGUCAAAUAACUUUCCGACUUUCAGUCGCAUUUCUCUCAAAAUAUUGUCAAUCCUCGUGUACUUAGUAUUUCGUAUUCUGACUAUCGUUAGACUACUCUUUUCAAACGUUUUGGGCAGGUUUUUUAGUUUAAAAUUUGUUUCACUCCUCGGUUUUAGGCGCGAAAAUCAGAGCGGGCAGUUACGUUUCACAUGUAGCAGUUGUGAAAAGUUCAAAUUCUUUAGAGUUUGUUUUACACAUAAAAUAGAUUACCUGUAUAUAUGUUUGUUAGAUUACUGAUCAAAAGGUUUUAAUAUAAAAACUCAAGGCAUGUUCCAGUGUUUCAAACAUCCGAGGCAUCAAAAAGGAAAAAUGCUGAGCAAGUAUAUGUUUUAAUUUCUUGCAGAACAAAUGGACGCACGUGCCCCAUCGAUAAUCAAGAACUGGGCGAAAACGAGGUAUGUAUCGAGUAUUUAAAGGUCACGCCAGUCCACGCUUGUCUGCCAGUUUAUCCAAAAAUAGUAUUCAAGAAUUGUGCGUGUUUUGCAUUAAAAGCAUAAAAUUUGAUUCCCAUACACCUGCAAAAACAAUAAUUGUAGUGUGGGCAGAGGCGAACAGAUCAAUUGGAAUGCGUGGAGUCCAGUUGCGCAUUAACCGCAACAGCAGCUGAACUCUGACUGUGGCUCAGCUAGUUAGGGCGCUUCACCGGAAUCGCCGCAGGUUCGAAUCCUGACAGACGCCCUAUAAAGUUGUAUUUUUCGCAACUGCUCGUGAUUAGUUCUAAAAAUGUAUAUAAAUGUGCGUUCGAAUAUUCCAUAUACAUGAAACCCAUCUACUAUUAGUUCUGUCGAAGGAGAUCGAUGCCCAACAACAUGUCUUUCAAUGAAAAUGUUGCAUGGCGUGAAGCGAAGCGAUAUAACAUAAAUUCGGCAACGUCAUGCAACUUUUUCGUGGGGAAUUUUUUCCGCAAACAAAUUCGUCAAUGACAUCGGGCUUAAAGAGCGAAGAGCACACAUAAUCUGCUUGCGUCAAUUUGCGAUAACCAUCGCAUUGUUAAUCGUAUCCCUAAUGAAUCCAACAAGGCCCAGCAUGAUUAAGGUUAUUUUUGCGCAAAAAAAUGCUGUUAAACUAGACAAGUUUUGUAUAAAUUUAUGAAAUGAUAAGGUGCAACAGUACGAGGGACUGUAAGUUGUGUUUGUAUAACGUAUACAUUUAGAUUUUUAAAUGCGUGAAACCUUUUUUCUAACUUUGUUCUAGCUUUUGCUUAACCUUUAUUCUUAACUAAUGUUAUUUGUAAUGUUUUACAGUUAUAUCCAGAUAAUUUUGCAAAGAGAGAAAUAAAUCAGUUCCCUGUGAAAUGCCGCACUGUAAAGAACAACAAGGAAUGCCCGUGGACUGGUCCCUUGCUGAAUAUUGAGGUAACACUAACAUGGCCAGAAACGCUAAAAUGUCAAACUAUUAAUAGCUAAUUUCAGAACAAUUUUCCGCUGGCCAACCAGAUGUCGCCAUUUUAAAAUUGUCGAUUUAAUGAUAACUAAUGCAUUUUUAUAUGAAGCAUAUGAAUGAUGAAUGUUUAUAUAUACAAAUAAUGAAUUGAAUGUUUAUCAAAGAUGGAAUUUUCAUAGACAUUCAUUAUCUGUUUUAUUAGACACCAAAAUAGGUCACCAAAAUAUGACAUCAAACUACAGUAAUAUGUACAAUGUUCAAAUCAAUUUGAUAGAAGUCCCAAAAAUGUUUUAGUGAAGAGUUAAAAACAAUGACAUUCAUUUAACUUAACAUCAUAAGAAUAUUUUAAACUUGCCAUUUUGCUUCGCAAGAAUUAUCGAUUUUAUUUUAAUUCCAUGGGCCUAAAUUAGGCCGUUGGCUGUGUGGCCAAAAUGUGGCUAGAAAUCAAAUUCCGUCGCGGUGCUAAAAUAUUUUAACAGGAAUUAGCAGAAUAAACUACGCUGAUUUUAAAUAUCUUUGUUCCACGCGCCCAAACCCGCUGUUUUUUUUUCACAAUUUAAGGCUAAAGUUUGAUAUUUUUAUUCGCUGAGCGCCAUCUUGAAUUCCGCGGUAUCUUUGAUCUUUCGGCAUAAUUACUUGAAGUAUUCUAUGAAACGCGGGCUCAUAAACAACUCAAAUUCAUAUAUAUGGCUAGCAAAACUGUCUUUGCUUCGGAAUUUUUAUACAUUUUGAAGGUAAAUCUGGUGAAUUGUGUCACUUAACAUCUCACACAAGUUAAUACAACUGCAAAAAUCUAAAAAUAUUGUGAAAGGUAUGGGUUAAUUUGAAUGAGAAGCAGACUCAAAUCGCGACCAUCGCGACAAAUUGUUGCACAACGCAUCAAACAUUUAAACAUUGGUCAAAUACUUUACUUUAAUAUUGUACAUUAUUAAAUACCUUAUACACUGUACCUAAAUUUGCUAUAAGUAUACAGCUGGUACAUUAGCGGUCAUAGUUAACUGUUUAGAAGUUGAUAUUCGACAAAAGGUACUUAAAUUAAUAACAAAAUGAACUAAAAAGUAUUUACUCGAAGAUAUCAAUACAACGAAAUAUAAUAAAUACUAUUCGAUUAAAUAAGUUUUGCAUUUCUACAAUAGGAUAGCACAAAUUUCAUCAGCGGUGUUGCAUCAGCCAUCAGUAUUGUGCUAUACAAUUCUACAGGGAUGGAUCCAGCAUGAUUUGGUAGGGGGGGGGGAUGCUCUGCCAGCUCUAGUGCCGAGUUGUGUUGGUCAUGUGUGUCGCCCGCCCAUCAACUUGCUUCACUACUGCAAAGUCUUGCUUCACUACUGUAUUUGAAUUGUAAUAAUUGUUGUUCACAGUUGCUUAUCAUCAUGUUAUUACUCAAAUUACUGUAUCUCAUUUUAUCUCUAAUAAUAUUUUGCUUUAUCAUGAAAAAUACCACACCCACCCCCCUGCACCCCCUCUGCCCAGGGCUAUGGGUGAUGCACACACCUUCCCAGUAAAUCCAUCCCUGCAAUUCUACAAGUUUUCUUUCUCCAUAUCACUACCCAGAUCAUCUUCUGAAUCAUCUUCAAGGCUACCGCUUUCGCUGGACUCGUGUGGAAAAUUUGUGCAUCCAACACACUGGCACAUUUUAUCACACUGGUUGUUUGCCUUUUACAAGAGUAUCUUAAGGUUGAACAGCCUAGCUGUUUUACAUUUAGAGUUGCAAUUUUUGAGUAGCACAUCAGGAGCACAUUUCUUUGUCAUCCAUACCACAUCAAUAUUUCCUUCUUCAUCAAUCUUCCAUCCAUUAUCAGUUGGUGAAGGCGCAUUAAUUAUUGGAGUUGUUUCUCUUUUCCAUAUUACUGCCUGGUAAUGUUCUCGCUGGAUGUGUUGUAAGAGACAAUCCUCACUGAUUUGGAGGCAAUGCUGCAUUAGAAUCCUUAGCCCCAUAUAGCGUUCAUGUAAGUGACUCAAGGUUUUUCUGAAUGGAUUCAUCAACGUCAAAAUCCUCACCGAGACGCAUAAAUGAGAUGUUUCGUCAUUUAAAACAAAUUUUCAGGUUGAUAUCUUACUUCGAUCAUAAAACGAGCUCGUACAAUCAACCCUAGAAACGAUCUAGUUAUGUACAGGCUGUUGUAUUCUUACAAACUACAUGUGGCUACUAUACAUCUACCUCACUUUUAGCUAAAUCAUUAACGAAAUGGCAUCCUAAUUAUUAAUAUAAUGUAGCUAGUUAUUGCUUACCGGUAUAUACGUGAAAUUCAAUUAACGCUUUGCCUUGUUUCUCACCAAUCUGCUGUUAACACAUAUGACAUCUAUGAUACGAGUUUUCUCAUUCGCACCAGUCUCAAAAAAUAGUUCGCAUUGGAGAAUAUGGCAAAAAUAAAGGAUAAUAAUACGACGUCCGUAUCCGAGCUCUUUAUUACAAUACUUACAUUCCGAACGAAUGACCAACGUUUUAUACGUUUGGCAACAUUUGCUCCGAUCGUGCUUUGUUCGCCAUUCAAAUCAAUCCACUUUUUUCAAUAUUCACUAAUUUUAGCAAUUGUAUGAGGUGCUAACUUACACAAAUCGCCAGAUUUACCUUCAAAAUGAAUGAAAUAUUGCCGUUUGGGGAAUGGUAUUUUCGUGAUAUGGAGUAAAACCAUACUAGAAAGUCUCUAGGCCAGAGCAGGCUAAAGGAAAGGAAAGGGAAGGGUAAACAAUCUUCAGUGCUCGUCUUUGUAUUGAUUUGAUUAAAUUUGACAAACCAGCAGCGAGAAUAGACCAUGCUUGAGCAGCAUAUUCAACACGAAAUCGACUAGAUCGUAUGAUUGAACAGUAAAUAGAAACCAAAUCGUGCUGGCCAAUACCGGCUCUCUUUAAUUGUCGUAUAUAAUCUAGCUUGCUUUCUUCAUAAUAAAAUCCACACGAGGACUCCAUGGAAGGCCACGAGACAAAGUAAAGCCAAGCAAUUUGAAGGAAGGAAUGGAUUCAACCGGAAGGCCGGCCACGUAAAUCGAAUGUAUAAUAGAGGUAGAAUAUUACAAGAACGAUAUUAACAUUUCCUUACACUUUUUUUGGAUUAAGCCCUAUGCCCUUGCAGAAAAAAUUCACUAAUUUCAUCCACAACGAUUGGUGAAUAUACUUGGCUAGCAGCGAGGAAUUAUUUCUGGUUGUAUCAUUUACAAAUUUAAUUCUGCUUCAUCAGCUUUUUAGUGGAGGGUUGAUUAAAAUUGCAAACAAAGUCGGCCCAACUAGCCUGGUCCCUUGCGACAAGCCUCCGUUCACUGUUUUCCAAGAAGAGCAUGAUUCUCCAAUCCUAACUCAUUGCUUCCUACCUGUGAGAAAGAAGUUUAUCUACUGAAUAGUAAUAGGGUUAACAUGAAGAUUUUCAAGCUCCUGAACAAUAAUAUUGUAGCUAACCAAGUCAAAGCCUUUCCUAAAAUCAGCAAAGAAACGUCUUAUCGCACAGUGACUGACAUAUAUCUAACCCAGCCAGAAUUUUGUGGAAAAGGUACAUCUUUCAAGUUUACUAAACACCAAUCUAGAAUGAAUUUUUCUCUUGUUGGAACAUCAGUAAUUUGGCGCAAGCCAGAUAGUCUUUUUUAAAAUAUGAUUCUUCUUCAAUCCAGUACCUCUAAGCCAAAAUCACCGGUAACCAUAACAAGAGCUUCUGGAUGUUUACAAAGAUAUGUGUCAACAUUAGAUUGAAUAUGUUCAAUCAAAUCAUUAUUCUCGGAGGCACUUGCUGAGGGGGGGGGGAGGGGAGGGGGGGG